Molecule: messenger RNA, 1388 nt
Organism: Ostreococcus lucimarinus CCE9901
Lineage: Eukaryota; Viridiplantae; Chlorophyta; Mamiellophyceae; Mamiellales; Bathycoccaceae
Exons: 2
Coding region: 157-1356 (399 amino acids)
Biological process (GO): amino acid metabolic process; biosynthetic process
Cellular component (GO): mitochondrion
Molecular function (GO): L-aspartate:2-oxoglutarate transaminase activity; pyridoxal phosphate binding
Source: RefSeq, a predicted model, not a curated record
CCGGCGCGCUCGGGCCGGCGCAUGCUCGCGCGCGCGACCGCGCAGAUCGUGCACCGCCGCGCGCGCGACGCGGGCGCCGCGCUCGCGAAGCGAACGUUGGGAAAAGAAAUAAGCGCGACGCGUCGAAGCGACCGCACGACGACGACGACGCGCGCGAUGUCGCGAUUCGGGGACGUCCCGGAAGCGCCGAAGGACCCGAUCCUGGGGAUUUCGGAGAUGUUUAACGCGGACGCGCACGCGGAGAAGAUGAAUCUCGGGGUGGGGGCGUAUCGGGAUGAUAACGGUAAGCCCGUGGUGUUGAAUUGCGUGCGCGAGGCGGAGAAGCGCAUCGCGGGGAACUUUAACAUGGAGUAUUUGCCCACGAACGGGUCGAAGGAUUUCGUUCAGCAGUCUUUGAAAUUGGCGUUCGGGGAGAAUUCCGCGCACGUCGCCGACGGUAGCAUCGCCGCCGUUCAGUCGUUGUCUGGCACGGGCUCGUGCCGGUUGAUGGCGGAGUUCCAACGGCGAUUCAUGCCGGGCUGCAAGGUGUACAUCACCGUGCCGACGUGGAGUAAUCACCACAACAUUUGGCGCGACGCCGGGUGCGAACAAGACACGUUUCGUUAUUACAAGGAAUCAACGCGCGGGCUCGAUUUCGAAGGGAUGGUCGAAGACAUCCAAAACGCCCCGGACGGAAGCAUGUUCUUGUUGCACGCGUGUGCGCACAAUCCGACUGGCGUCGAUCCUUCGGCGGAGCAGUGGCGCGAAAUUUCCAAAGUCAUGAAGGCGAAGAAUCACUUCGCCUUCUUCGACAUGGCGUACCAAGGCUUCGCCUCGGGCGAUUGUGAACGUGAUGCGCAAGCGAUCAGAAUCUUUGUUGAAGACGGACAUAAGGUCGCGCUCGCACAAUCCUUCGCGAAGAACAUGGGCUUGUACGGCCAACGCAUCGGCACCGUGAGCGUGAUGUGCAAAGAUAAGGAAGAAGCCAACCGUGUCGAGUCGCAACUCAAGGUGAUCGCGCGUGCGAUGUACUCGAACCCACCCAUGCACGGUGCGCUCAUCGCUUCCACGAUUCUCGGCGAUGCCGCGCUCAAGGCGCAGUGGUACGAGGAAGUGAAGGGCAUGGCGGAUCGCAUCAUCAAAAUGCGAACGCUCUUGCGUAAGAACCUCGAAGAAAGCGGUUCGACCCUUCCGUGGCAGCACGUCACCGACCAAAUCGGUAUGUUCUGCUUCAGUGGGAUGACUGGCGAGCAAGUGGAUAAAUUGCGAACCGACCAUCACAUCUACAUGACUCGUAACGGCAGAAUUUCUAUGGCGGGCGUGACGAGCUCGAACGUCGGUCGCUUAGCCGCGGCGAUGCACGAAGUGACGAAAUAGAGUUUCAAUAAGCACGACGAUACGAUAAUCGA